AUGCCGAUCCCCGAAAGCGACGAGGAGAUCAUGGCUAGCUGGUCCCCUCAAGAAUGGGGAUUUCAUGCCUGGGAGGAAAGGAAUAGCGAAAAGAUUCUCGAGACCCAAAGCCGGGACGCUGGAUGGGAUGCCCAUAGCAAGCUCAUCAAACACGCAUGGCCAGACCCUGACGACCGCAGAAAAUACCUGGAACGGACAAACAAGUAUAUUAUGAACACUGAAGACUAUAUUGAGAUGAUCUCUCAAGCCGACUUUCUAGAUAUGGACAAAGUCGAUAGGCUUUCUCUCAAUAUCUCUAUCUAUCCGAAGCCUUUUGUUGCCAUUGGCGAGACAAACUUUGGACAUGUAUUCGGCAGUUAUACUUUCACGCCCAUGACCGACUCCCUUGAGCCAAAGUACCCUGACUCUGAUUCCGAUGUCUUGGGAAACAUGAUACUCGCCUUGAACAUUCCUCUUCCGCAGUCCCCUCCUUUGUCUCCUGGAUCUUUUGUUCACUUAUCCGACACCGACAGUGAUUCAAACUCGUCUGUGAGCACGGAACUUUCACACUCGUUUCCGAGCUCCACUGCCAAUAACACGCCUGACUCUGCUGCGUCCAUUGUCGAUCUCCAAACACUGUCAGGCGUACGCUUGGACUUCAGCAAUAGCCCCUCGUCUUUCAACGCUAUCCAUAGAAAAGGAGGCCACCUCAUGGCCACAAUCCCCUCUGCAACGGGAGAUAUGCACGCAAAUACAUUCGACUCUUGUCCUCAGGAUUUCGUCUUCGCUCAGUUAGGAUUGCUCUGGACCUUUACUGGGGACUGGAAGAAAGCUCUUCACAGAAAUCCCAAUGACGACAAACGGGGACGAUGGAACCCGACCGGCUUUGCAGUGGUGGUGCGACUCAACCCCAAAGGCGAGCUUGGUAAAGUCUAUGCGCUCCGCCAUCCCGACGUGGUACCUCAACUAGAGAGGAUUGAGGAUGACCUUAUCGAAAGCCGAAAGCCGAAGGCGAACAAAAAGACAGCCCACAAGCGAGGAUUAUAUAUCCUCAAGCACUACAAGCCUGGGCAUCCCCACCCGAAGAGUGAUUCUUCUUUCUCUAUUGCCAAGAUUGCCAAUAGCAUCCUGGAGCUAGGAUCCUAUAAGCGCCAGUUUGAUUUUGAGGUUCUCCUGUCUAACGAGCCCCAGAUCGUCAAUGCAAAGAUGUGGGUUCAUGGACUGGAUGGACCUGCGCUUAUGCCUGUAUGUGAGCCGGAUGAGAUUGAUAUCUGA
Molecule: messenger RNA, 1254 nt
Organism: Fusarium fujikuroi IMI 58289
Lineage: Eukaryota; Fungi; Ascomycota; Sordariomycetes; Hypocreales; Nectriaceae
Exons: 3
Coding region: 1-1254 (417 amino acids)
Source: RefSeq, a predicted model, not a curated record